GAGGGAAGUCGUGUAAUCUCGCGAGAGUUCAUCAGGCAGCGGUAAUCAUGGAGGACUCCGGACGCAAGUGGGACCGGUGUGUGUCGGACAGCGCGGUCAAGACAGUGUUGGGGUUGGGGGUUGGCGCUCUCUUCUCUGUUCUGUUCUUCAAGCGACGCUCAUGGCCUAUAGCGUUUGGAGCAGGGAUGGGGUUGGGCAUGGCGUACUCCAACUGCCAACACGACUUUAAAUCCCCAUAUCUACUACACGGACACAUGGUGAAGGAUCAGUAGGAGAACGCUGCCUCUGCGUUUCAGUUUCUUCUGUCUCCUGCUGUGUAUAUUCGUGUGUGUGAGUGUGUGUGUAUGAGGAUGUUUAUUGAAUAAACAGUUUGACAGAAAA
This is a messenger RNA of Astyanax mexicanus (Mexican tetra), 381 nucleotides long. RefSeq names its product MICOS complex subunit MIC10. Gene Ontology annotation, cellular component: MICOS complex; mitochondrial inner membrane; mitochondrion. The record is from RefSeq and is a predicted model, not a curated record. Lineage: Eukaryota; Metazoa; Chordata; Actinopteri; Characiformes; Acestrorhamphidae. The coding region runs from base 48 to 272 and encodes 74 amino acids. The transcript is spliced from 4 exons.